Molecule: messenger RNA, 2682 nt
Organism: Manis javanica (Malayan pangolin)
Lineage: Eukaryota; Metazoa; Chordata; Mammalia; Pholidota; Manidae
Source: RefSeq, a predicted model, not a curated record
CUUGGAAAACACCGGGCUCACUCAUAUAUGGCGUGCGGGCCAGGGCUGUGUGCUCGCGAUGGCAUCUGCUCAGUGGCCCUGCCUCCUUUUGGUCCUGUCCUCUGGCUUGGUGGCUUCUGGCUUCCAAAAAAGCCCCUCCAGGUCACUUGGGAAACGGAGCCUCUCGGAAGGGGUGGUCAAAGGCAUUGAGGUCUACAGUACCAAGAUCAGUUGCAAGGUGACCUCCCGCUUUGCUCACAAUAUUGUCACCACGAGGGCUGUCAAUCGUGCAGACACCUCCAAGGAGGUGUCUUUUGAUGUGGAGCUGCCCAAGACAGCCUUCAUCACCAACUUCACCUUGACCAUUGACGGCAUCACCUACCCUGGGAACGUCAAGGAGAAGGAGGUCGCCAAGAAGCAGUAUGAGAAGGCUGUGUCCCAGGGCAAGACAGCUGGCUUGGUCAAGGCCUCCGGGAGGAAGCUGGAAAAAUUCACGGUGUCAGUCAACGUGGCUGCGGGCAGCAAGGUCACCUUUGAGCUGACCUACGAGGAGCUGCUCAAGAGGCACAAGGGCAAGUACGAGAUGUUCCUCAAGGUCCAGCCCAAGCAACUGGUCAAGCACUUUGAGAUCGAGGCAGACAUCUUCGAACCCCAGGGCAUCAGCUCCCUGGACGCAGAGGCCUCAUUCAUCACCAAUGACCUCCUGGGAAGCGCCCUCACCAAGUCCUUCUCAGGAAAAAAGGGCCACGUGUCCUUCAAGCCCAGCUUGGACCAGCAGCGGUCCUGCCCUACCUGUACAGACUCCCUCCUCAACGGUGACUUCACCAUCACCUACGACGUGAACAGGGAGUCUCCAGCCAACGUGCAGAUAGUCAACGGCUACUUUGUGCACUUCUUUGCACCCCAAGGCCUUCCAGUGGUGCCUAAGAAUGUGGUCUUCGUGAUUGAUGUCAGCGGCUCCAUGUACGGUCGGAAAAUGGAGCAGACAAAGGACGCCCUGCUCAGAAUCCUGGAGGACAUGAGCGAGGAGGACUACCUGAAUUUCAUCCUGUUCAGUGGCCACGUCACCACGUGGAAGGACAGCUUAGUCCGAGCCACUCCGGAGAACAUCCAGGAAGCCAGGGCGUUUGUGAAGAGUAUCAAAGACCAAGGAAUGACCAACAUCAACGACGGGCUGCUGAGGGGCAUCAGCAUGCUGAACAAGGCCCGGGAGGAGCGCAGAGUCCCAGAGAGGAGCACCUCCAUCGUCAUCAUGCUGACGGACGGGGACGCCAACGUUGGGGAGAGCAGACCGGAGAAAAUCCAAGAGAACGUGCGAAACGCCAUUGGGGGCAAAUUCCCCUUGUAUAACCUGGGCUUUGGCAACAAUCUGAAUUAUAACUUCCUGGAGAGCAUGGCCCUGGAGAACCACGGGCUUGCCCGGCGCAUUUACGAGGAUUCUGAUGCCCAUUUACAGCUGCAGGUAGGCCUGUUCUUGCACACCUCCAGGCAUAAGGAACUCAUGACUUCCCCAGGUGGCUGUUACACUGCCCAGAGAGGAAACACGGCCUGUCCACCUGUUCCGGGGGGGCUGGUGAACCAGUCUUUUCUGAAUGCUACGUCCCGCUCUGCGCCUCCCCACAGCAAGAAAGCCCAUGGCGAGGAGAAGGAGAACCUCACGGCCCAGGCCCUGGACCUGUCCCUCAAGUACCACUUUGUGACCCCACUGACCUCCAUGGUGGUCACCAAGCCCGAGGACAGUGAGGACCAGACGGCCAUCGCUGACAAGCCCGGGGAAGGGCCUGUGGACGCAGUGACUCCCUCCUCAGUUUACCUGACCAGCUACCAGCCUCCUCAGACCCCCUACUACUACGUGGACGGGGACCCCCACUUCAUCAUCCAAGUCCCAGAGAAGGGCGAUGCCAUCUGCUUCAACAUCGAUGAAGCCCCGGGCACGGUGCUGCGCCUCAUUCAGGACCCUGUCACAGGCCUCACAGUCAACGGGCAGAUCAUCGGUGAGAAGAGAGACAGCCCUGAUUCCAAGGCCACAAAGACAUACUUUGGCAAAGUGGGCAUUGCCAGGGCCCCCAUGGACCUCCGGAUCGAGGUGACCCCGGAGAAGGUCGCCCUGUGGAAUGGGGCUGCACAGAGCACCUUCAGCUGGCUGGACACAGUCACCAUCACACAGGAAGGGCUAUCCGUGAGGAUCAACAGGAAGGAGAACAUGGUGGUCUCCUUUGGCGAUGGGGUUACCUUUGUGGUUGUCCUGCACCAGGUGUGGAAGAAACAUCCUGUCCACCAGGACUUUCUGGGCUUCUACGUGGCGGACAGUCGCCGGAUGUCGGCACAGACACACGGGCUGCUGGGACAAUUCUUCCACCCCUUUGACUUUAAAGUGUCUGAUGUCCACCCGGGCUCUGAUCCCACAAAGCCAGAUGCCACAAUGGUGGUGAAGAACCACCGGCUGACAGUCACCAGGGGCUCCCAGAAAGACUACAGGAAGGAUGUCGGCACCGGCACGAAGGUUGCCUGCUGGUUCGUCCACAACAAUGGGCAGGGGCUGAUUGAUGGUGUCCACACCGACUACAUUGUCCCCGAUCUGUUCUGAGCAAACAUGCCAGCUCCUGCUGAGAUGGCUGCCUCGGCUCACCUGGCGUGUGGACAGGGACACAGAGGGGGACCGAGGGAGGGCUCGGACAAUAAAGGCUGAGGGCAAGACUGCCA